AGGAUGAGGAGGCGGAGGUCGGCGCUCGGGUCCGUCUCUGCCCGGGGCUGUGGCGGCGCCGGCAGCUCCAGCCUUAGCAGUUCUUCCCUGGGCGGUGGCGGCAGCGGCAGCGGGGGCUCCUCGGUCGACGCCUCCUCCGCCAGCUGAAGUCCCAGAACGCCGCUUUACCCCGCCACCCCCAUCCCCCGCCAUCCCCGCUCCCCGAGGCCGCCCGCCUGGCCAUGGCGCACCGGCCUGACGUUUCACUUCAGCAGCGGGUAGCCGAGUUGGAAAAAAUUAACGCAGAAUUUUUACGUGCACAGCAGCAGCUUGAACAAGAGUUUAAUCAGAAGAGAGCAAAAUUUAAGGAGUUGUAUUUGGCAAAAGAGGAGGACCUGAAGAGACAGAAUGCAGUACUGCAGGCUGCGCAGGACGACCUGGGCCACCUUCGGACACAGCUGUGGGAAGCUCAAGCUGAGAUGGAGAACAUCAAGGCCAUAGCCACCGUCUCGGAGAACACCAAGCAAGAAGCCAUCGACGAGGUGAAAAGGCAGUGGAGGGAAGAAGUGGCUUCGUUGCAGGCUGUCAUGAAAGAAACAGUUCGUGACUAUGAGCACCAGUUCCACCUUAGGCUGGAGCAAGAGCGAACGCAGUGGGCACAGUACCGCGAGACUGCAGAAAGGGAGAUAGCUGAUUUAAGAAGGAGGCUGUCUGAAGGCCAAGAGGAGGAAAAUUUAGAAAACGAAAUGAAAAAGGCCCAGGAGGAUGCUGAAAAACUUCGAUCUGUUGUGAUGCCCAUGGAGAAGGAAAUUGCUGCUUUGAAAGAUAAACUGACAGAGGCUGAGGAGAAGAUUAAGGAACUGGAGGCCUCCAAGGUGAAAGAACUGAAUCACUAUCUCGAAGCUGAGAAGUCGUGUAGGACCGAUCUAGAGAUGUAUGUAGCUGUUUUGAAUACUCAGAAGUCUGUGCUGCAGGAGGACGCUGAGAAACUGCGCAAAGAAUUGCACGAAGUUUGCCAUCUGUUGGAACAAGAGCGACAGCAACAUAACCAGUUAAAACAUACGUGGCAGAAGGCCAAUGACCAGUUUCUGGAAUCUCAGCGUUUGCUGAUGAGAGACAUGCAGCGGAUGGAGAUCGUGCUGACUUCGGAACAGCUCCGCCAAGUGGAAGAACUGAAGAAGAAAGAUCAGGAAGAUGAUGAACAGCAAAGACUUAAUAAGGGAAAGGAUCACAACAAACCAGACGCUGAAGAAGAAGUGAAAGUACCAGUAGUGUGUGCUUUAGCUCAGGAAGACCCUUCCGCGCAGUUCCCCAAUGAAGAGGAGCAUUUGGACAGCACCCAUGGGUCAGUGCACUCACUAGAUGCAGAUCUGCUCUUGCCCUCUGGAGAUCCGUUCAGUAAAUCGGACAGUGACGUAUUUAAGGAUGGACUCAGGAGAGCACAGUCUACAGACAGCUUGGGAACCUCGGGCUCUUUACAGUCCAAAGCUUUAGGCUAUAACUGCAAGGCCAAGUCUGCUGGCAACCUGGACGAGUCGGAUUUUGGACCAUUGGUGGGAGCAGAUUCAGUUUCAGAGAAUUUCGACACUGUGUCGCUCGGGUCACUGCAGAUGCCUAGUGGAUUCAUGUUAACCAAAGAUCAGGAGAGAGCGAUCAAGGCGAUGACGCCAGAGCAGGAGGAGACGGCGUCCCUCCUCUCCAGCAUUACCCAGGGCAUGGAGAGCGCGUACAUGUCCCCCAGCGGUUACCGCCUGGUCAGCGAGACGGAAUGGAAUCUCCUACAGAAAGAGGUACACAAUGCUGGAAAUAAACUUGGUAGACGCUGCGAUAUGUGCUCCAAUUAUGAAAAACAGCUACAAGGAAUUCAAAUUCAGGAGGCUGAAACGCGAGACCAGGUGAAAAAGCUGCAGGUGAUGCUGAGGCAGGCUAAUGACCAGCUGGAGAAGACGAUGAAGGACAAACAGGAGCUGGAGGAGUUCGCACGCCGGAGCAGCGAGGAGUCAGCGCAGCAGAUCUCUGCCCUCAUCCUGCGAGCCCAGGCAUCCGAGGUGUUACUGGAAGAGCUGCAGCAGGGCCUUGCCCAGGCGAAGAGGGAUGUUCGGGAGCAGAUGGCAGUGCUGGUACAGUCCCGGGAACAGGUUUCUGAAGAGCUGGUGAGGUUACAGAAGGAUAAUGAGAGCCUGCAGGGCAAGCACAGCCUGCAUGUGUCGCUGCAGCAGGCUGAAGACUCCAUCCUCCCGGACACUGCCGAGGCACUCCGGGAGCUGGUCUUAAAAUAUCGGGAAAGCAUCAUCCACGUGCGGACGGCAGCAGACCACAUGGAAGAGAAGCUAAAGGCCGAGAUACUCUUCCUGAAAGAGCAGAUUCAGGCAGAACAGUGUUUAAAAGAAAACCUUGAGGAAACACUGCAGCUGGAAAUAGAAAACUGCAAGGAGGAGAUAGCGUCCAUUUCUAGCCUGAAAGCUGAAUUAGAAAGAGUAAAAGCAGAAAAAGGGCAGUUGGAGUCCACACUGAAAGAGACGUCGCAGCAGCUCGAGAGCUCACAGGAGGCGCAGAGCAGCCUGGAGGAGCAGCUGAGGAGGGAGGCUGCCGCCAAGGCUUCGGCUGAGCAGCUCAUGUUUGAAGAGAAGAACAAGGCGCAGAGGCUGCAGACGGAGCUGGACGUCAGUGAGCAAGUCCAGAGGGAUUUUGUGAAGCUCUCGCAGACCCUGCAGGUGCAGCUGGAGCGGAUCCGGCAGGCGGACUCUGUGGAGAGGAUCCGGGCCAUUCUGAACGACACCAAACUGACAGACAUUAACCAGCUCCCCGAGACAUGACACGUGGUGGCAGGAGUCCAGCCUGCACUUUGGAUUUUUAACUCAUCUUUAGAGCAACAUUAAUUAUUAUUUAACUCUUAACUGAAGAAGUGGAAGUCACAACAAAAGGAAGACUGGAGAAAAGCUUAUUUCCAGCGGGGAGGACGGUGUGGCCGGAGCAGCAGCGAGCCAGGGCGGGCCGGCUCCUGGAGCACCCCCACCUCUAGGGUUUGGAGUUCCCGUUCCUGUUUCUGGGGACCUGGGGACACGAGGUUUGCUGUUGUCAGGAGCUCCUCAGUAACUGUGCAGCUGGCAGACGGUGUAGUGUGCUGCAGGGGUAUUUUAUAUUAAAAUAGGAAGUCUGAGAGCGGCCGCUGGCUGACUGCCCCUCCCUCCCUCGGCACAUCUGUCUCGUUUGCACCAUUUUCUCUGACAUUGGAGCACCAUCUGCUACUGAGACGUGACUGAGAACCAGCUGGCCACUGGAACAGCUGAAGAACACGGAGCUGCAGGCCUGGCUGGAGCUACACGUGCAGCCAAGUCAAGUGGACAGGAAAAGCACAAGAAGCUUCUGGAAGCACUUUUUCUGAGACCUGCUGGCCAUCCAGCCAGGCCCACAGGUACCAGGGUAGACCCAGCAGCUGGCGCCGUGUCCUCUUCCGCAGUGUUUAGCUUAGGUGUGGAUCAGUGAAGGAACUAGUGUCAGUAACCACGCUGAGGGGCAGCCAGCAACUUGCGGCCUUCUCCGAACUUGCCGACGGGCUUCAGGACUGCUUCCGAUGCAAAAAUGGUGGUAACUGGGUUUGACAAGACACCUUGUAUUUUUGUUUUACGAUUUAGACCAGAAGCUGCAGCGACCAUGCUACCAUGAUUCUGGGACAGAGGCAGUUCUGAGCUUGAGGAGUGAGCCAGCCUCUGUCGCAGAGGGCACAGGGGUGCGGCCACACUGCUGGGGCUCGGGCUGUUGGGAAUCUGUCAAGUAAGUACAUUUGGGGUUCAUUUAGAGUUGCCAUCAAAUUAGUUUAAGGUGAAAUUUGUUAUAAAAACCUUCACCUUGCCCCUACGGGAGAGCCGACAAGGACUCCUCACCCUGUCCGCUGGGUACUACUGUAGUCUUGGCUUUCACGAUUAUGAAUUUAAAAUAAAUACUAAUUAUGGAAGCAGUGCUAUAGGCCUGCCAUGCAUGAAGCGUUCUUUCCAUUGGUAUAAAGGGCCUUUGGAUGCGAGGUCAGGGCAACAUCCCAGGUUACUGGCAUUUGGAGAGCAGAAAGUAGUGCACUUCCUUAGGCUUAAGGCUCGUCCCUUGGCCCGGCCAGGCUUGCUGGGUGAGAAGUCGGGGGACGCUGGCAGCCAGGGCGGGGGACAGGUCGUGACCUCUAGGGCCGCUGCUUGAGAAACACUGCCCAAGACUCCAGUUUACCGUUAAGUCGGUUUCUGGUCUGACACAAACUACAAGGACACUAGGUAGGAAAUAAUUCUUUAAACAGGGUUUUCUGCUUCAGUGAGAUCUGAUGUAGAUGGAGCUCGGCUCAUUUGGACAGAGUAUCACAGAGUUGGGUUUUACAAAUGUUUCUGAGCUCAUUGUCUUGCGCAUUGCUAACCUGUCUGACCUGUACACUCCCCGUGGGGCAGCGACUUGGCUAUUGCUCUCAGAGCUCACAGUGGCUAUGAGAAGAUGACAGAGCCGCGUCCAUGGCCUGCCACGCUGUGUCCCUGUGAGGUGCUGAACUCGCACGCUCUCGGUACCCCCGGGGCAGGGUGGAGCCGGGCUCAGACAGGUGGCAGCCGCGCCCUCGGGCUCAGAGCCCACUGCAGAUGCGGACUGAAGAUCCCAAAGUGUUCCAAUUAAAAGCUGCUGCCCAGUGCA
Molecule: messenger RNA, 4641 nt
Organism: Ochotona curzoniae (black-lipped pika)
Lineage: Eukaryota; Metazoa; Chordata; Mammalia; Lagomorpha; Ochotonidae
Gene: RABEP1
Product: rabaptin, RAB GTPase binding effector protein 1
Exons: 18
Coding region: 222-2795 (857 amino acids)
Biological process (GO): Golgi to plasma membrane transport; endocytosis
Cellular component (GO): endocytic vesicle; endosome
Molecular function (GO): growth factor activity; GTPase activator activity
Source: RefSeq, a predicted model, not a curated record